This is a messenger RNA of Lottia gigantea (owl limpet), 1257 nucleotides long. RefSeq lists its product as hypothetical. The coding region runs from base 1 to 1257 and encodes 418 amino acids. Lineage: Eukaryota; Metazoa; Mollusca; Gastropoda; Lottiidae. Gene Ontology annotation, biological process: endosome organization; receptor-mediated endocytosis; regulation of early endosome to late endosome transport. The transcript has 11 exons. Gene Ontology annotation, cellular component: endosome membrane. The record is from RefSeq and is a predicted model, not a curated record.
AUGGCUAUAGUAAAAGGUGCCGGAAUGGUCAUGAAAGCCAUCAUUGAGGAAGGAGAUGCUGAAAUUGCAGCCAAGAUGCAGGAUCUAGCUCUCGCUGAAGGAGCUUUACCCAAACACCUUCAUACAGCCAUGUUUACUCAGAGUAACGACAGUCGUAUGCUGACAAACAGACAACUGAGUCGACAUCUUGUGGGAUUAUGGGUAACAGGACAUCCGACAGCUAUGGGACUGCUACGUAGAAUUCUUCCAAGUGGAUUAUUAGCCUAUUUAGACUCGACAGAGCCUGUACCAAUUCAUGAAGCUGAUAAACUUCAUGUUAGAGAUAAUGUUAAACUGGCUCAGGAACAUCAGAAUAAAAAUCGAAGAAAUGCACAAAUUGUGAUUUUAGAAAAAAAAGUAGAUGAGUUUUUACAACAUUGGAGAUCUCGGAUAGGUUUGGAAAAAACUAAACAGCAAAAUGACCGUCCGAUAGUUUUAAGAAAAAGAAGAGAGAGAAUAAAAAGUGAAGCCAACUGGAAAUUAUUUUAUUAUUAUUUUAAUCAAGAUCACGCAAAACCAAAUUUAAUUUGGAACUAUAGGACACGAGAAGAAUUACGAGAAGCUCUAGAAAAUGAAAUGAGGGCAUUUACAGUUGACAAAGAAUUGGGUCAGUCAUUCGUGAUUGGCUGGAAUCAUCAGGAGUUCGAAGUUCCUUAUAACUGUCUCAAUGAAGAAAUAAAAAUUGAAAUUGGUGCCUUUAAUGAUACAAGAUACAUGGUGGGAAUGUUAGAUAGGUGUACAGAUAAAUUAGAACGAGAUAGAUUAAUUUUAUUUUUAAACAAACUAAUUCUACAUCAGAGAAAUGUAAAGGAAAUCAUGGAUGCCAAUGGUGUCAAAAUAUUGGUUGACCUUUUAACCUUAGCUCAUUUACAUACUUCCAGGGCAACAGUUCCCUUACAAUCAAAUGUUAUUGAAGCUGGGGCUGAUAUGAAGAGAGACAGUGAAAAAGAGUGGUAUUAUGGUAAUGCUGAAAAAGAACGAUUGGGUCCUUUCAGCUUUGAAGAGAUGAAAGAAUUUUGGAAGGAGGGUAUAAUAACAGCAAAGACGAGAUGUUGGGCCCAGGGUAUGGAUGGUUGGCGGCCAUUACAUACUGUCCCGCAGUUAAAAUGGAUUCUAUUGGCCACCAGUCAACCUGUAAUGAAUGAAACAGACCUAGCUACUUUAAUACUCAAUAUGUUGAUUAAAAUGACAGAAUAUUUUCCUAGUCGGUUAGUUUGA